CUCCCCUCCCAACGGCCCCAAAGCCACAAAGCCGAGUUCCUCUGCUCCCCGAGCAGCCGAGCAGAGCAGCCUGAGCAGUUCAGGUGAGCACUCCCCAUGGCGACGGGAGCUGCGGCGGCCCCUGCCGUUCAGACGGUGGUGCUGAGGGUGUCCAUCCACUGCCAUGGCUGCAAGAAGAAGGUCCGGAAGGUUCUCAAGAGCGUCGAAGGUGUGCAGAACGUGACGGUGGACGCCGCGCAGCACAAGGUGACGGUGACGGGCACCGUGGACGCCAACACGCUCGUCCAGAGGCUGCACAAGUCCGGCAAGAAGGGGGUGCCUUGGCAGUGCCACCCGCCCGCCAACAAGACCGAGGCCGCGCCUGCUCCGGCGCCGGCGCCGGAGGCCCUGCCGGCUCCCCCAGCGCAGCCAGCCGGUGAAGGCGGCAAGGAUGAUGCUGCGAAAGCGGUGGACAAGAAGCCGGAGGAGGCGGUGAAGGAGCCGCAGGCCGAGAGCGCCGAGAAGAAGCAGCCUGAGCAGGAGGCCGCCGGCACGGAGAAGAAGGCGGAGGAGAAAUUGGAGGCGAAGAAGGACGGCGGCGACAGCGAGGCAGCUGAGCCCAAGGCCAAGGGCGCAGAGCCGGCAAAGGAAGAGUCGAAGGAAGCCGCCGCCGCCGCCGCUGGUACCAAGAACGAGGACGAGCCGAAGAAGAGCGACAAGCCCAAGGACGCCGGCAAGCCGGAGCCCGUCGCCGUGACGUCGGAGAGGUCCCUGUCCGCGCCACCACCGCCGGCGCCCAAGCACGCGUACGAGGAGGACUACCGCCACCCCUACUACGCGCCGGCGCCGCAGCCGGUGCUGAGCUACCACGCGGCGCAGCCGAGCGCGAGCGUGUCGUACUUCGCGCCGCAGCCGCAGCAGGCGUACUCCGCGCACCAGCCGCAGCCGCAGCCGCAGCCAAUGCGGCAGUGGUCGCCGUCGUACCUGUACCUCCCGUACGCGCACGCGGCGCCGGAGCCGUACCACCAGGACUACUACAGCCCGCCCGGGAUGCACGCGUCGCCGCCGCCGAUGCAGGACUCGUACCGCAUCUUCGACGACGAGAACCCCAACUCCUGCAGCGUCAUGUGAGCGUUCGCCGGCCGCCGUGCCGGGCUUUGCCGGUUCCGUUCCGUGGCGUGGCCUGGCAAGUAGUUGGGGGAGGCGGCACCGCAACCCCAAUAGAGACCUCUCUGUGGUUGUAGGUAGAGUAGCCUGUAUUACUCUCUUCCACAAGGAGGUCAAACCUCUCUCCAUGACAGAGCCUCCCAUUUUCUUUAUUAUCCUUUUUACUGUUCUAAUCAAGUAAUUAGAGCAUGUAAAUUGUAAUGAGAUACGUACGCCUUUACUUGUAGCUAAUUUCCACUGCGUCUGUGCCGGCUAUACUAGCAAGAGUUUUGUAUGAGCUACCACAAUACAUACCAUGACAGAUCAUAUUACUAAUCUAA
Panicum hallii is the source of this 1466-nucleotide messenger RNA. RefSeq names its product heavy metal-associated isoprenylated plant protein 35-like. The record is from RefSeq and is a predicted model, not a curated record. Gene Ontology annotation, molecular function: metal ion binding. The transcript is spliced from 3 exons. Bases 97 to 1110 code for a protein of 337 amino acids. Lineage: Eukaryota; Viridiplantae; Streptophyta; Magnoliopsida; Poales; Poaceae.